AUGGCUGGUUGGAGUAGAUUGGCACGGCGAAGUAUCGCUGUAGUCGGCGGUGUCGCUGUUGCGGCAGGCGUUGUUUAUAAAAACGAUCCACAGAAAUUUCAUGCCGACGCUUCUUGGACUUCUAAUUUCGAACCAAGUGUAAAAUGGGACCACAAUUGGGACAAAUGUGAACCAGCCAGUUUAGUGAAACCGUCAAAAAAUCAAAAUUCCUCUGAAGAGAAGGAUGCAAAAGAUGCAGAAAAUGAACUGAAAAAACAUACAGCAACAGCAACACGACAUCUACUGUUGAUUCGUCACGGUCAAUACAACACUGAUGGGGAAGAGGACAGCCAACGGUACCUCACAGAACUAGGGCGAAAGCAGGCUGAAUACACAGGUCAACGCCUGAAAGACUUGGGUCUGUCUUAUACCAUUCUCCUGUCAUCGACCAUGACACGAGCAAAGGAAACUGCUGAUAUUAUACAAAAGUUCUUCCCUGAUGUUCCACGUAAAGAAACGGACAUGCUUAGAGAAGGCGCACCAAUACCCCCUGAACCACCAAUGGGACACUGGCGACCAGAAAAGCAGUUUCUUCAAGAUGGAUCAAGAAUAGAAGCUGCAUACAAAAAUCUGUUUCAUCGAGCUGAUGCCUCCCAGGAAACUGACAGCCAUGAAAUAGUGGUCUGUCAUGCUAAUGUUAUACGAUACUUUGUGUGUAGGGCUCUGCAAUUUCCUCCUGAAGCUUGGCUUCGUAUUAGGUUAAAUCAUGCUAGUAUUACGUGGAUAACAAUUCGGCCUUCUGGACGAGUGUCUAUACGUCACCUUGGUGAGUCUGGGUUCAUGCCAGCGGACAAAGUGUCUGUUGUAUGAUAAAAACACAAUAAUUUGACAUCAGGUUGGAGUAAGUGUGUAAAAGAAGAUGUGUAUGAUGUAAGGAUGAGUAAGCCAUGAUGAAGCUAUUGGUGGUUUGAACAGAGACAUUGGUGUAUUUCUCAUGGAAAUCAUGUUAAACAUGUGAAAAAUGUGAAAAGUUUAUGAAUACAGUGGAUUUUACAUAAUCAAAGUUUGUCUGCUCCUUUACCAGUCAUACGAUUUACGAGGUUAAUUUGACCAGAUUUUUAAUGUCUUGACAUGUUAUAACUCUCAGCAAAACAAUUCUGUUGUUGCUAUUCCUAUUUUUUGAUUUUCAACACAGAAAACUUCAAUUAAAAGAGAAAAAAAUA
Messenger RNA from Ylistrum balloti, 1202 nucleotides. Its product is annotated as serine/threonine-protein phosphatase PGAM5, mitochondrial-like. The record is from RefSeq and is a predicted model, not a curated record. The transcript has 5 exons. Lineage: Eukaryota; Metazoa; Mollusca; Bivalvia; Pectinida; Pectinidae. Gene Ontology annotation, cellular component: mitochondrion. Bases 1 to 849 code for a protein of 282 amino acids. Gene Ontology annotation, biological process: positive regulation of mitochondrial fission.